This is a messenger RNA of Fomitopsis serialis, 834 nucleotides long. RefSeq lists its product as uncharacterized. The coding region runs from base 1 to 834 and encodes 277 amino acids. NCBI's taxonomy places the organism in Eukaryota, Fungi, Basidiomycota, Agaricomycetes, Polyporales, Fomitopsidaceae. The transcript is spliced from 4 exons. The record is from RefSeq and is a predicted model, not a curated record.
AUGCGUCUCACUGCUGCUGUCCUUGCCGCCCUCACACUUCUUUGCACUGUCUUCUUGGCCCAGGCCGCCCCGCUUACGCUUCGCUUCCAACACGAUGCCACAGCCUGUGCGAGACUGACAGACUGCGACUCCUGUGCUCAUACGAGUCGUUGCGGGUUCUCGCUUGACACUCAGAGCUGUGCCGCGAAGGAAGGUCACCCUGGGUCCCUUGCGACAUCCGCGGCUCAAUGCAAGAGAGCAUCCGCUACCCUUGCUGCAAGGACUGAUGCAGCGGGUGCUGCAAGGACUGCUGCAAGAGGUGCUGCAAGUACUGUUGCAGUAGGCGCUGCAAGUACUGUUGCAGUAAGCGCUGCAAGUACUGUUGCAGUGGUUGCUGCAAAGCAGGUUGUGGGACAAACCGUGACGGCGGAUACAUUGUGGGAUGGGAUGGAGAGCCACGUCCUGAACGGCCGUCCCGACAACGUAAAUUCUGGCCGGCAUCUCACGUCCACUUGGUUCGCGCACCCUGCCAAAAAAGGCACUGCUGGGGACAUGGAUGUCAAUGAUGCGACGGGUCUCGGUCAGGUGAAGACCGGCGGGAAGUCGAAGAUCAAGACAGUUUGGAUUAAUGACAAUGCGGAGGGAACGGCGGUAGGUGCGAACAAGUACACGCAGGUGCAGGUCGCCGGCAUAUGCAAGGCCGCGCUCGCGGUACUGCUCAAAACGGGCGACUCGAGAGGUUCCUACUCCGUCCAGUCGCCUUUUGGGGGCAACAUCUGCGUGACGGUGUCCAAAGUACAAUGCUUCCCGGCGAGCAUCAAUCCGACGACGGUAGCACCGGGUGGGAAGUGCUAG